Pocillopora verrucosa is the source of this 2603-nucleotide messenger RNA. The record is from RefSeq and is a predicted model, not a curated record. NCBI's taxonomy places the organism in Eukaryota, Metazoa, Cnidaria, Anthozoa, Scleractinia, Pocilloporidae.
AUCAUGUCGAAAACAGACAUAAUCGUAUGCAUGACAGAAUCUGCAGCUGUUUUCAUUUAUCACAGAUGAACUUUCUCAAAUCAACAGAGCGCGUAUAACUACUGUUAAUCCGGGCGGCCAUUGUCCUGAGUAGAAUCCACGUUAAUUAAAUCGUAGAACCUUCAUGCUACGUCAUACGCGUCAUUUCGUAUCACAUGAAAAUUCAUAAGAUUACAGUAAUAAUACCAGCAGUACCAAGCAGAAGUGAACACAGACGUACCUUGUAAACAGUACGAACUUUCAAAACAAUGCAGGGAACAAGGGCAACCCGGCUUAUUCUGUUGGCAGGAGUGCUCUCCGUGAAGACGUGGGCAAAAGACGCAGGUGACGCAAUAACACAUGCUUCUACAUUGCGUUUGGUCCAAGGACGGACUGCAAGAGAUGGCCGAGUUGAAGUACGUCGUUCCGGCGCCUGGGGUUCAGUGUGUGGCGAACUGUGGGACUUGGUGGAUGCUAAUGUUCUUUGCCGACUGUUGGGCUACAAUGAAGCCUUAGCAUAUUACCAAAAUAUCACUUUCAAGCAGAGCAAUAAUACAUUGUGGCUAACUGACGUACAAUGCGUUGGAAAUGAGAGUUCUCUUUUUCAUUGUGUUAACUCUGGCUGGGGAAAACGCACUUGCAAUGAAGGUCUUGCUGCUGGAGCAACGUGUUCUGAUAGAAGCUGGGGCAUCUCGUUGGCAAUACCACAGUAUGUUUCAAGCACACUGGACUCUCUUACAAUAAAGUGCAGCAUACCUGACGUGACAGAUAUAACGUACACAAUACAAAUAUGGUCGAACACAACUGACAAAUGGUAUGAUACUAAAUGCCGCCGACGAAGCAAUGUAGUUGGAUCGUGCGUUGUCAAGGUACCCAAGGCCAUAAUAACUCUUACUGGUCUGAGCCCCGGGCACAUAUACUACCUACGACUUGUUUCUCCUUAUCUGGUGUAUAGUCAGGUAUCGGAGUCAAUGGCUACGAAGGAAUUAGGUGAUCCGAGUGUACCACGAUUUGUCUCAAGCUCCGAUAGAUCUAUCACAUUAGUUUGGAAGCCAACUCCCACUGAGUUCACAAACUACUCAGUGGAAGCAAAAUGCUGUGGAGAAACUACAUGGAAAGCGGUGGAAUGUGUGGAAAAAUUAACUGAUACAGGAUGUACUGUUAGUAAUAACACAGCAACUGUUAUUGCUCUCAAGAAAGAUCAGGAUUAUCGUUUCAGGGUGUUGGCGCUUUACAAGAGUUGGAAAAGCACACCGAGUGCAUCAAGUGAAGCAAUGAGGAUAAAAUCAAACGAUGAUCCGUACAGAAUUUGGAUUGGUUCCAUGAAACAAGAAUGUGUAGCUUCGAAAAUAGGUGAUAAAAUAACUUUGUUUUGUCACGCUUCCGUUGACGAACCGACCAAUUACAAAUGGACAAAGGGGCAAUCUAUUCUUAAUAGCAGUGGAGAUGGAGUUCUAAAUGUGACGGUUUCUUCACUUGCUGACUUUGGAAUAUAUACGUGUCAAGUAACCACAUCAGACGAUGUAAAGCAGUACAAUAUCACUAUCUGUCAGAUACGGGUACUGAAAGAGGCAGCUACUAAAGAUACUAAAAACGGAACAGUUAUAGCUAUAAUCACCACUUGUUUUAUCUGCUUCGGAAUAUUUAUAAUUGUUCUAAUACUCUUAAAAAUGGCGCAGAUAUAUCGACGAAGGAAAAAACAGUUGAAGGAAACAAACCGCGAGGAGAUGGCCAUGCUGAAUUACAGACAAAAAUCAGUCAGAAAUAACAACGAAGCUGACGAGCUCGACUUUAAUAGCUGAGCUCCUACAAGUUACUAAUGUAAAUACGUUAACCACAGUUGAUGGAAUGACCGCCGUUUCUGCAAAUUUUCGCGCUGCUGAAAAAAUCGUACAUUUUACACUCUAUAGAUAUUAUCUCGUCUGCACUUUGAGGUUAUUGAAGGAGCCAAUGAUACUAAAGGUUGUGCUAAGUGCAAACGAGCGAAAAGGCGGGCGCGCGAAAAAACGGCGGGUAUCAGACAAAGUAAAAACUGCAUCCCGCAUGCGCUGUUUGUCGCUUGUCCUCUCUUUCGUUCGGCCGCUAACAGGUUGGCGGAACUCAGAAAAUUUUGUCGGCAGCCAGUUUUCUUCCUUCAACUGGCUAGCGAAAAUGGUUUUGGUAAAAUUAAGUACUGUGUACGUCCAUGUUUAACCUCGUUUCAUGAAUAGAACUGGUAUUUCUUUUGUUCUCUGUCAGAUACGUUAUUCACCACAGUGUUCUUGAACACACAUAGGCUUAAAAGUUAUCAGUAGCGUACAUGUGGUUCUUUUGCCCCAUAUGAUCAGAUCAAACCAGCCCCUAUUAAAAAUAACGAUUGCCUAAAUUUUACCUCUUAGAACAGAGAAUGCGCUUUAGUAUAAUGCUUUAUACCAUUGAGAAACAAAGAUAGCAACUAACUGAUGACUACAUUGAUUUUUACCUCGGAGAGGCAACGCUCCACCAACGAGAGAUUAAAAAUUGUCUUUAAAUAGCUUUGAUGGCGUUUUCUAAGUACAGUUUCAUAAGUUAUCGGUGUCCUCGCGGUUUAUUUUAUUUAUUCAUUU